CCUUUGCUAGGCUCGCCCCUCCUAUUCUCGACUAAAAGUGCUCGGGCUCCCGUACUGCAAUAAAGCGCUAUUGUCUCCAGUCCGGACGCGCUUGCUUGCCAUCGGAACCAAGCACAUUCCACAUACAUGAAGACUUGUAACCCCCCCCACUACGAGAGACCAAGCGCUGUUGUGAAGGGAAGCCACACAUGCAGAGAGCUUUGGAAGUGCUGAGACUGAAGAAGGAUUUUCAACAGUUUUGUUCUUUCUGACCAUCGGUCUUGUCCCGUGGAUAGGAGAUCAAAUUGAGCUAACUUGUGGUAACACAGAAUUACGAUCUCUUCGUUACGCCAACUGCUGUAGUCUAUUGAGGCAUACAUCCGAGUUUUCGCCCGCCUGCAGUGGAACGUGUCUAAAGACCGUUCUUUGUCUUUGGAGGGGGUGGUGGGGUUAUGCGAGGACGCUGACAUCAUGAAGCCCUUCCUCCUGCUCCUCCUCUUCCUCCUGCUCUCCGCCCAGGCGCUGACCAGCGACUGCCCCCAGGACUGCUCUUGCCCCGACCGGGACUCCAUCUUCUGCUACCAGCGACGCUCCAGCUCCGUGCCCCAGGGGCUCCCGGCCCCCACCAAAAACCUCUACCUCUUCCAGAACGGCAUUAGCACCCUGUCCCGGGACGACUUCGCUGGUUUGAGUGGGCUGGAGAUGCUGGACCUGAGCCAGAAUCUGCUGUCUGAGAUUUCGGACCGGGCCUUCGAGCUCCUCUCCUCCCUGCACAACCUGGACCUGUCCUCCAACCUCAUCACCCGCGUCCACCGCGACAGCUUCUCCGGCCUGACGCUGCUGCAGCGCCUCUAUCUCCACGGCAACCACAUCCAGAGCAUCCACCCGGAGGCCUUCUGGGGGCUGGACCAGCUGCUGGAGCUGAAGCUGCAGGGGAACCAGCUGACGGGCCUGCCAGCCCUGCGCCUGCCCAGGCUGCUGCUGCUGGACCUCAGCCACAACACUGGCCUGUCCCCCCCGGCCCCCGCCGACCUCCAGACGCCCAACCUGGAGUCCCUCAAGAUGGCCGGGCUGGGCAUCUCCCAGCUGAGCGGGGACCUGCUGCGGUCGCUGGGCAACCUGCACGAGCUGGACGUGUCGCGGAACCAGCUGAGGGAGGUGCCGGUGGCCCUGGGGGAGGCGGGGCGGGGGUUGACCCAGCUCAGCCUGGCGGGGAACCCCAUGGCCCAGCCGGGCCCCCGGCCCGAGGAACUCCAGAACCUGCGGGGGCUUCAGGAGCUGGACCUGAGCGGCCUCAACAUGCAGGGCCUGCCCGAGGGCUUCCGCCAUCUCUUCCCCAGGCUCCGCCUCCUCACUGCCGCCGAGAACCCCUUCAACUGCCUCUGCCCCCUGGCCUGGCUGCCCGGCUGGCUCAGGGAGGGACGAGUGCAGCUGGGACGUCCCGAGGAGACCCGCUGCCACUUCCCUCCGCUCAACGCCGGGAAGGUCCUGGCCAGGCUGGAGCGUGCUGAUUUCGGCUGCCCCCCCACGACCGCCGCCCCCGCCAGCACAGUGAGGAGCUCCACCCCCCCUCCCCGGCCUCCCCAGGUUUUCAGCACCCCUCCUGGCACCACCCCACCCCCGGCCCUACCCCCACCCCCACCCCCUCCCCUCCCUAGCGAUACCCCCUCCCCAGUGGAGUACGACAACAAGCCGCCCCUCUCUCCAGCGUCCCCCAGCAGCAGCAGCCGGGAAGCCAUGGACUCGGACCCGCACAUCUGCCCCUCCAACAUCUGCCUAAAUGGGGGCACGUGCCUGCUGCACGCCCAGGGGGAGCUGGAGUGCGCCUGCUCACGCGGGACAUCCGGCCCCUACUGCGAAACCCGCGAGGAGCUCCCGCCGCCUCCCCCUCCGCCUCCGCCCCACCACCUCCCACUGGUCCCGCCCACCCUCGUGGCCGCGGCGCCCGACCCUGACCUGGGGUCCCGGCAGGUGACCAGCACGUCCAUCCUGCUGGACCUGCAGCGCUUCAUCCAGAAGCGGCCGUACCUGCGCGGGAUCCGCCUCACCUACCGGAACCUGUCGGGCCCGGACCGCCGGCCCGUGGAGCUCAGCGUCCCGGCCUCGUACCCGGAGUACACUCUCCGGGGGCUCCGCCCAAACUCCACCUACUCCAUCUGCGCGGGACCCCUGGGGGCGUCGCCCAGCGGGGUGGGGGCGGACCGGUCCUGCAUCGAGGCCCAAACCGCGGCGCAGCCGCCCCACAGACCCGACCCCACGGCCGUGCCCUGGAACUCGGGGGCCACCCCCCACGCGGCCCCGGAGCCGCGCGUGGAGGACGGGCAGCUGGUGACGGCCCUGGCGCCCGCCCUGGCCGCCGCGCUCACGGUUGCCGUGGCAAUGGCGGUCGCCGCGGGAACGGUCUACUACUUGCGCCGCAGGCGGGCCAAGGGGGCCCACCCAGACAUGUGCUCCGAGGACCCCUCCCCUCUGGAGCUGGAGGGGGUCAAGGCCAGCUUGGACAACGGGACCCUGCCCCAGAAGCAGCCCGAAAUAAAGCCAGCAUCCUCCUGCCCCUGGAACGGGGAGUGCGAAGUGCCGCUCAUGCAGACGCACUGUUCCGCCAAUAACAACCUGGCCUCACUCAAGCCCUCCUACUUCUGACCUCAGUGCCACUGUGUCGUUUGGACCUCCUCUCACCAGAGGGCACUUUCUGGCAGUUUCAUCUUCUCUCCUGCUCUGGAGACACUGAGAGACCAUAGAGGGCAGGAGGGAGAUGGGGCAUUGCAAACUGGCCAGCUGAGUUAACAAUGGACAAAAAAAACUUAUUGACACACAUUCAAGUGCAAUGUCCAGUAGAGGUCAUGUUUUUUUUUUUAAAUAUAAAACUGAAGUGCCUUGUUUGCAUAUACCCAUGCUCAGUUUAUGUUUUAAUGUCAGUUUUUUGACAUUCAAUUUUUUGAACAUUUUUAUUUUAGUACUUUUAAAUAUGAAUAAUCUCGGCAGUCACUUUGCUGGACUUGCACACAGGGAGGCACAUCUGUGAACGCGCAGAGGCCAGCGCCUGCCCUCUGGAGAGGUCAAAGGUCAUGCAGGGAGGAAGGGGUGGGGACGGUAAAGCAGGAGACUAAAAAAAAACUUGCGCACCUCACCCGUGCAGCACUUGGACCGCUCCCUGGAUUCUGUGCACUGAACACAUUGGUUCCUCUAGGGAAACUUGCACUGAGAGGAGAACUGCCAGUAUACCCUUGAGCAAGGUACUCAACCUGAAUUUCUUCAGCAUGUGUCCAGCUGUAUAAAUGGAUGCAAUUUAAGUGCUAUACGUUGCGUAAGGUGCUCCGGAUAAGUCAUUCUCUUAAGAGAAGAGGUCUCUCUCCCAUUGCUGAGCACAAUGGCACACCAGCUGCCCCCCCUUAGGGAUUUUUUUUUUACUUGCUGUGAAAGACAAAGAACCUGAAUGAAGACACAGACUGAGAGUCAUAAGCCUGAGUCUGAGCUCACCGCGACUUUAGUGCAAAGUUUCCUACCUUCUCACUUUUGCUACUUUUUCAUGUUUUUUUAUUGGUAUUAUUAUUAUUGUUAUUGUUGUUGUCUAUUUUGUUGUCAUUUUUUCCAAUGAUGUGACCUGACUGUAGCAAACAACCCUUCCCUUCUCCCCACCCAAAAUUUUACAAAUCAGAUCCAAGUCUUUGAGCAUUAAAAAAAAAACUUUUAUAUUUUUUUUAUUAAACUGACAAAGUCAAUCUUACACUUUGCCCUAACUACAUCUGAAAGCCAUACUGUCACACAUACAAUUCACACAAGCUCGACAGUUGAAAACAUUAUCCCAAAAUAAUUUCUUCCCCCUAUCGCACCACGAACACCAAACACACACAGAUGUGCCAGAUUACAAAAAAUUACCAACAUGAUUGACUGAAUUCCUCCACGUUUUCCUGCCCUCUUCUGUGCUUCUAAAGUAUUCUCAAAAUCUCGCAGGCACGUACUAGCUGGCCAAUGAAAGAGAACAGAGGGGAGAAGACACAGGGAAAGGUUUCUUCAAAGCCCUCGGGGGUAUUUACUGUUGGUGUCUCUAAGUGGAAUGAGGUCACUUCCUGGUCUUUGAUUGACAGGGUCGCCCUACCUUGUAGUCAGAUUUGCUGUGGUAUGUGUUUGUGUUUUUUUUCUUCUUCUUUUUUACCCUGAAGCUGAUCUGGCUUCUUCUGGUCUUUGUUUGGUAUGCCUCUCGCUCUCUGGGGAAAUUGGGAUUCUCUUUGGUUUUUGUGGUGGGUUGGGGGGUUGGGGGGCGGGGGGUUGGGGUACACUGAAGGAAAACAAGGUAUGUUCCUCUGAGAAAGGGAAAAACACAAGUCAGUCUGUAGAAGUACUAGGUGAAUAGUGUAUGCUACACACACAGACACGCCUGCAAACACAGACGCUCUCUCUCGCUCUCUGUCUUCUGUGUGUUUAUCUGUGCUACGGACGAAGCGGUGGAUGUUGGGCAGCUGGGUGGUGAAGGAGAGGUGCAUGGGGCUGUUAUUUAGAUGAUUGCAGGUAAAGACCCCAGGUGGCACAGGACUGUUGUGCCUCCAGCAGGGAUUGACAGCUAAUUCCCAGCUGGACUGUGGGUGCCUGCUAACCAGAAACUUUGGUGCACCAUACACACCAUGAAAACUGAAGGCUGAAAUCUGGAUGGUCUGGUCUGGCCUCUUGCUGAGGAAUUUAGGGGAAAAUGUUACAUUCUCUAACAUAAAAGCAGAGGGUAAGGGAAAAAAGAUAAAGGGUAAAGUACAGAGAGGAAUGAUGUAGAGUAUGCAACAACAACAACCACAAAAAAUCACAAGAGUGAUACAUACUCAUUUACCAAAGGGGUACAUACUCAUGGACUUGGCACAACAAGGUCAUAGCACACAUUUUCAAAUGAGUGGUUCCAGGUAAUUUUAUCACAAUAUCAAACAUGCAUUUUGUUUGGGGUCUGCGGAGUCUCUCGUUGCAUUUUACACAUAGUCUAUAAUCGGUUUCUGCUAUUUGGUUUUCAUUAACAGUAUUUACUUAGGAGGCACCCUGUACUAGUGUAAUUUACAUAGUUGAGAUGUCAGCAUGUUGUGCAUUUACACAGCUGGGCAUUCGCUGGAGUGGUUCAGAUAAGGUAAAGAGCUCAAGGGCACGACAGCAAUGCACCAUUUGGGACUGGUGUUCUGUUCCAUCAGCCAAACUACUGCCCAACAGCACUACUGAGCACGCUCAAAUAUUCCUGCUACGCCGCUAUUUUCUGGAAUUUUCUGGCAACCAGUUAAUGCCUAGCAAAAGUGAGGCGUGUGAAUGGCUGCAGGCCUUAAUGAGGGAAUCGGCCUGGUUACCACAUGGCCUGAGCUGAUUCGUUCACUUGAGUGGUUCUGUACUGCGCACGCUCUGAUUGGUCAAUCAUUGUCUCAAGGAGCAUAGACACAGUUCCAGGUCUAGUUCUGUUUAGUCAAAAAUGAUGUAGACUUAAUUUGUGUCCGGUCGAGUGAUGUCACAAAGGACAAAGACACCAGUUCAGGCCUGGACGAGUGAUGUCACAAAGGACAAAGACACCAGUUCACGCCUGGAUGAGUGAUGUCAGAAUGGACAGCAGCAAGGAGAGCAUUCCCUUCUGGGUUCAGCUGAAUGAUGCCACAAAGCAUGCAGCCUAACUGGAUUUUAAAUAAAUCUGUCCUGGACUUGUUUUGAUAAUCCCAGUAUGGGCUCCAGUGGUAACCCUUAAAUCCUAUUUAUAGAGUCUGUCGUGAACAGAUGGAAGAGAGGCUUGAGAGAGGUUGCCUUGUGUAGAGAAGGAGCAGAUAAGGCCAGGGGGGUGCUGAGAUUUUGAGGGUGGGAGUAGAGAUGAGGUCGGCUGCUAGUUAGCCUCUUUGAGGAGAUGUAUUGCCCUUGUCCUCAAGGUCAGGAUCAUUAUUUGUCAUCUUCUCCUUCCUGGCAGUCCUCUGCUUCCUCAUCCCCUCUCUUUCUCAUCCUUUCUGAAUGCAGAUUUACUGAGAUGCACAUUGUCACUGAACAUUAUAUUGGGGAGGCAGAGACCUAUGCUGCACCUAUAGCCUGGCUACUGUUCUGAACGGUUUUGCUUUCAUAAUUCACAAACAGGCCCAGUGUACCCAUUAGCAUUUCUCAUGAAACAUUCGAUUGUAGCAAAGAAUCUGCGUUCACAUUAGAUAUUGUUGGUGCCAGUUUUUUUUAGCAAAGGGCAGAAAUCGGUAUUCAUCUCGUUAUACCAUUGCAAGCAGCCUGAAAUGAAGUUAACCCUGUAGAAACACUAAAAAAUUAUUUUUUGUUGUUGGAAUGUUAGGAAUGAGGAGGAGGAGGGAUGUUAAAGCAGCCAAGGUUCAGAAUAGUUCACGUAACAUCCCUUGCCUUCCCUGUUCAGAAACUUGCUAAGUACCGUCAAUGCUAAGGCCUGUGUCGGCUGAAAUGCUUGUAGAAAUAUCUGAUAUUUAAAUAUAUAGUGCAGAAGAACAAAAGAACAGAAAGCUUGAACUGGAAACCCGUGCU
Molecule: messenger RNA, 6459 nt
Organism: Anguilla rostrata (American eel)
Lineage: Eukaryota; Metazoa; Chordata; Actinopteri; Anguilliformes; Anguillidae
Product: vasorin-like
Exons: 3
Coding region: 451-2622 (723 amino acids)
Cellular component (GO): extracellular matrix
Molecular function (GO): protein binding
Source: RefSeq, a predicted model, not a curated record